UUUCACAUACAAGUUUAGUUUUAGGGUUUGUUUAUGGUCUGUGAGGUUUCCCCCAAAUUGAAUUUGCUGAAAUUUCAUUUCUCCUUUUUCUUUUCUGUAAUUUAUGGCGGUGGCGCGAAAGAGGAAUUACAAUUCCAUCUCCUUGAUUUAUGAUGAAGAAAAGUACAAGAAGAAGAAGCAGAUGAAGACCAUACACAGAGAUUUCAAUUAUUUGUUACAUUCAACUCCUCUUCCUCCAGGCAAAAUAAAUCCUGUUCCGGAGGAACUGAUAGUCGAGAACGUUUUGACUAGAUUACCAGCUUGGGCUCUUGCCAGAUGCAGGUAUGUAAGUAAAUUAUGGUGCAAUUCUGUUAACAACGAUAUAAGAUUUGCCGCUCGACACUUUGCUCUUCAUCAGCAAAAUAAGAAUCUCGUAUUUAGUCUCCUUAAUGUUGAUAUUAAUGGUGGGAAAAAUGCUGUUAUUUUCAAUUUACAAGACAAUUUCAAGGGUAAGGAUUACGAUGAUGGUUGUGUUUAUUGAUAUUGAAUUAUUGAUGAACAUUAAUUUCUUUGUAGCAACUGAACUAGUAGGUUACUGUAAUGGGUUAGCUUGUCUUAAAAUAGGUGGAGAUAAUGGAUCUGGUGCUGUAAAUGUUGUUAAUCCAGUUAGGAAUGAAACACUUGUUCUCAAGUAUUCCAUUCCUUCUGGUACUGAAUAUCUGUGUCAUGGUUUUGGUUUUGAUUCUUUAUCGAAUGAAUAUAAGAUUGUAGUUAUCUAUACUACUACUACUACAAGGAUGAAUUCCAGUAACUUACAGGAUGAGGAGGAGCAGGUGUUUGUUUGCAUGGUUAUUACAUUCGGAACUAGUUCAUGGAGAAAGAUAGUUACUAGAAAUUCUGGUAUCUCAUCACCACCUGGUUCUUCUCCUUUCUCCAGGCGAAUGGUAACAAAAGCUUGGAAAAAAGAUCAAAGAUCAGCCACCCUCUGCGGGGGUGAUUUAUUCUGGAGGAUAACCAAUUAUAAACAAGGUAUAACAGUCAAUGAUACUGGUGGUGAUAAUAUUAAUGGAGAUCCUAAUGAUAAUGGUGGAGGUGGUAAUAUCAAUGGAGUUCCUAAUGCUGGUGAUAAUAUUAACGGAAUUCCUAAUGGUGGAGGUAAUAUGAAUGCAGUUCCUAAUGAAGAUAUUGGUAAACAAAAAGUAUCAUCAUCAUCGAAACCGUGACAGUGAUAACGAUCAAGGUAAUUUUUGUUGUUGUAUAUUCAAGGUUCAUCUGUAUUUAUUGGAGGACAAGGUGCAGCAAGUAUGGUCAAAGAGACUAGAUUCUCAAUAAUUCUUAAGAAGACAGCCCCACUACCACCCCACUACAGUUGUUUUUUUGAGACUACGACUGCUACUACCCCUCCACGUAUAUUGAGUUUAUCCGAUCAUGUGUUAGUGUAUUGGUUUGAUGGGGAAUGUCUUAUAUACUGGAACCCCAAAAUGAAUCAUGUCAAGGUUGCAAAAGGCCCCCUCUCCUGUUCCAAGAAAAGUCGGGAUAUUUUUGAAACUAAGAAGAAUGGAAGCUGCCCGGGCCGUGGAAUUGGUGAGGAUGGUAAUAUUCAUUGUCCGUACAUGGAUUAUCAGCUGCAUGCUCAAGUGGAGAACAUCCUCUCUCUGAAAACCUUCAUUCCUCAAGGAGGAGGAACUGUACGUGCUAUAAUUGAAGGUACCGGUGAAUUUCAAAAUUAUUUAAAAUCAAAUUUGGAAAAUUCUCCUGCAGGAUGGAUGAUCAAGGGAGGAAAACAAGUAAAAUAUUAUGCAUUCAAUUAGUUAGUUUGUAUGUCCCAUGAUUCAACGGAGAUUUGUUGCGCAAAACAUGAAAUGCUUACAGGUCAAACUUGUCUUUUAUAAUAUGAUGUAUCGCUUGUUUUGUACCUCGAUAUAACUGAAGUCCCGAGUGGUACUCAUUUAACUCUUGCUGUAACCAUGAAUGCUUACUGAAAUUUAUAAUCUCAGUCCCAGUAGUACUGCGUUUAAUUUU
Papaver somniferum (opium poppy) is the source of this 2001-nucleotide messenger RNA. RefSeq lists its product as uncharacterized. The coding region runs from base 429 to 1202 and encodes 257 amino acids. The transcript is spliced from 2 exons. Lineage: Eukaryota; Viridiplantae; Streptophyta; Magnoliopsida; Ranunculales; Papaveraceae. The record is from RefSeq and is a predicted model, not a curated record.